AUGGAGAACAAUAGAAUUGAAAUAGAAAGAAAUAUUGCAAGAUAUAAGUCUAUAGUGAAGUGUGAAGCAAUCAUUAUGAUUUUAGCCUAUUCAAUACCUGGGUUAUUUAUAUUUAUAAUAGCUGGAUUUAGUGGCCUGAUUGGUUUUACUGUAUUCUUUUUCUUCCUUCCUUUACUGGGAUAUGCAGGAAUUAAAGUUUCGAAAUCAAGUAAUAUAUCUACUGCGGAGGUUUAUAAAACAAUAUUAUUUGGCAUCUCAGCUACCAGCGGAGGGUCAAGUGUGUGCUGCUUAAUAGGAUUCCUUAUAUUUUUUAUAUAUUUAUAUAAGUUUAUUAUGAAUAGCCCACAAAGAAGCAUUUUGAUUAGCUAUAUCUUACUUGCCAAAUCAGUUGGCAAACAAUAUCUCUUGGCUUCUAAAUUAAACUUGGCUAACCAAAAAUGUUUCCUAGUAGGUUAUUCUUAGUAAGUAGUAUAUAUAAUUUUGAGUGCACAAAAGAGAUGUAUUGUAAUUGCCCGAGGAUGGCGCUAUCUUGCGCCAUCCUCGGGCAAUUUAAAAAAUGGCCCCACACCGGGAAUUGAACCCACGUGUGGGGCCAUUUUUGGUUCGUGGAAGUCAAUCUUCUCCACAUACCAAAAAUGGCCCCACACGUGGGUUCAAUUCCCGGUGUGGGGGCCAUUUUUGAAUUGCUCGAGGAUGGUGCAAGAUAGCGCCAUCCUCGGGCAAUUACUAUAUGAUACUUGCGGGACUUAUAAAGGAAUCUUUGCGUUUUUUAUGUUUUUGUGUGGGUUUUUUGGAAUUUGCUCUAUUGUUAUUUUUUCAAUGUUUUCCAUAUUCUCUUGCCAUGCCAAAAAGUUUCAUGAGCUUCUUUUGGCUCGAGAGAGUGCAUCCUUGCCAUCAAUGGCUAAUCAGCCCUCAGCAUAUCAAUAUAUUCCUUUGCAAGAAAGCACAGCCCAUACUUUCAGAGUCCAACCACCCCCAGCUAAUCAAUAUAUUCCCAUGCAAGAAAUGUCACAAAGAGUUAUAUAA
Molecule: messenger RNA, 1026 nt
Organism: Blepharisma stoltei
Lineage: Eukaryota; Ciliophora; Heterotrichea; Heterotrichida; Blepharismidae
Source: the annotation of a GenBank genome assembly